Molecule: messenger RNA, 5076 nt
Organism: Tachysurus fulvidraco (yellow catfish)
Lineage: Eukaryota; Metazoa; Chordata; Actinopteri; Siluriformes; Bagridae
Gene: tbc1d25
Product: TBC1 domain family, member 25
Exons: 7
Coding region: 382-3048 (888 amino acids)
Biological process (GO): activation of GTPase activity; regulation of autophagosome maturation
Cellular component (GO): autophagosome
Molecular function (GO): GTPase activator activity
Source: RefSeq, a predicted model, not a curated record
UGACGCCACAGACUGAGGGAACAAACAAAGGACCAGGCGUCAAGAAAUGUAACAUCGAGUCAGCGUUUAAUUAAAAGCACGAUCGUAUGUAACAAAUAUUUGAAAAAAAUAAUAUGUUCGUUGUGGGUUAAAUCUGGGUGGUUGUAAUAUCUGACGCCGAACAUUGAGAUUAUAAAUUCGGUUAUUUUUGGACAUCGGCUUUUAUUUUGAAAUCUGUUCGUUUCUUUUGAGAUCUUUGAGGAUUUUCUCCUGAAGCUGUCAGAGAUACACAGGGUACCGUACAGCAGCCGUGCUGUUAUUGAAGCCGUGUUUAAGUUUGUUUUAUCGAUGGAGGCUCGGGAUUCCUGAGGGGAUUUUUUUUCAGAGUAAAACUACCCCAGGAUGUCGGCUGAGGAGGAGGAGAGGGGGGUAGUUCGAGUCAAAGUCAAGAAAUGUGAGGGAGAGCAGCCGGUGGAGUUCCGCUCUUUUGCUGUGGAUCCACAGAUCACAUCACUGGAGGUGUUGCAGCACAUCCUGAUACGAGCCUUUGAGCUCAAUGGAAGGCGCAAUUUUGGUAUUAGUUACCUGUCCCGAGAUCGCAUGGGAGCAGAGGUUUACCUCUCCCUUAUGUCUGAUUGGGAUUUAGAUGCAGCAUUUGUCAGUGCAGCUAAGCCUUACCUCCAGCUUAAGAUGGAUAUCAAACCUUCAGAAGACAGUCCAGUGCUUGAGGACUGGGACAUCAUAAGCCCGAAGGAUGUGAUUGGUUCAGAUCAGCUACAGGGGGAGAAGAGGUCACUGACGUCUACGGCUCUCCCCUUCACCCAGUCUCUGCUGUCCCAGGUUACUGAUGAUGUUCUUCACCCAGUCAGCCAGCUGUUUUACCAACCAGUGUCUGCUGCGUUCAGUCAGAUGGGUCGGACAUUGUCUAAAGUACAGCAGGCAUUAAGCUGGUCAUAUGGUGAGGAAGUUAAGCCAUUCAAACCUCCACUGAGUGACGCCGAAUUUCACAGUUACUUGAACAGCCAGGGACAGCUGACACGGCCAGAGGAGCUGCGGCUUCGCAUUUAUCAUGGCGGGGUCGAGCCGUCCCUGCGCAAGGUAGUGUGGCGUUACCUUUUAAAUGUUUACCCAGAUGGCCUGACAGGGCAAGAGAGGAUGGAUUACAUGAAGAGAAAAACAAGGGAAUACGACCAGCUGAAAAGUGAGUGGGCAUCCAGGGUGAGCCCAGAGGAUCUGGAGUUCAUUAGAGGAAAUGUUUUAAAGGAUGUGCUUCGAACGGACCGAGCCCAUCCAUACUAUGCUGGCUCAGAGGACAGUCCCCACUUGACUGCUUUGACCGACCUCCUCACCACAUUUGCCAUCACACACCCACAGGUGUCUUAUUGUCAAGGUAUGAGCGAUAUUGCUUCUCCGAUCCUUGCUGUUAUGGACAAUGAAGCACACGCAUUUAUUUGCUUCUGUGGUAUUAUGAAGCGUCUAGAAGGCAACUUCCACUCUGAUGGCCAACUAAUGUCUAUUAAGUUCCAGCACCUUAAGUUGCUCUUGCAAUACUCAGAUCCUGAAUUUUAUACUUACCUGGUCUCCAAAGGUGCUGAUGACCUCUUUUUUUGUUACCGCUGGCUGCUUCUUGAAUUAAAGCGGGAGUUUGCUUUUGAUGAUGCACUGAGAAUGUUGGAGGUGACCUGGAGCUCUCUGCCUCCAGACCCACCUGAGACUGAGGUUGAGCUUAUUGGGCUACCGCUUGAAGCAGACGAGUCCCCAAUUCAUGACAGCCGCUGCCCAAACUCAGAGAAUGAAAAGCUGGAAAAAGAACAGACAGAACAGCGGCGGCGACACAUGUUGAGGCCGUCCCGAGAAGAGGCAGACGGUGCACACGGUCUCAGCUUAGAGUCAGGGAGGAAGGAAGAGAAACCACCUGCUGGAGAGGAGAAAGACGUUUAUGUUCUGAAUUGUGCAGUAAAAACUGAAGGUCCUGCACAAGCACCUCUUUUUGAGAAGCAGUCCAGUUUUGGAGAAUUUAAGUACUACAGUGCACGAAACGAGGACAGUUUUGAAGCUAACGAAAAUGAAUCAACUGAUCCCACAGUAUCUUCAAUGAAGUUUCAGUCUAAACACUCAUUUCCUCUCACAGUCCGUCAGUCAACAGAGGAUAGUGAAGACGACCCUGGAGAGAGGCAGCCUUUGAUAAGCGAGAAUCAACCUGAAGAGAAAAACUCUUCAAGUGGGCAAACAGUUUCUCCACUUCCUCUAAGCUUACUGAACUGGAAAAAUGGCUCUCAGCUUGCUGCAACAUCUCCUUCAGUAUCUAGCUGGAGAGCAGUGUGUCCUGAUGCUCCAGGAUCAAAGUCGGUCUCGUCUUCAUUUACUGUGGGUUGUGCUUUAUCUCCUGAUAAAGCUUUGGGGAGAUUGUCUUCAACUGCUGUGUCUAAUGGAACUGGCGUGCACUCACCAUCAACCCCCACAGGGAAGUCUGCACUUUCCUCUCCAUCCCUGGGCAACAGCCGCUCACUGCUGUCUUCCCCUGUUUUGUCUUUUGCUAAAUCUCCCUCGCUACCCAAACCAUUCUCCAGCAACCUUUCAUCCCCAUGCAAACUUUCAGGAACUGGUCCAAACACUCCAACUACAGGCAAACCUGAUGCUAGUGGUAUUAAACCCUGUUCCCUUCCUCCUCCUCAAGAGUUUGGGAAGGGCAAUCCUUUCAUGUUGUUCUUGUGCCUCUCCAUCCUGUUGGAGCAUCGUGACCAUAUCAUUAAAAAUAGUUUGGAUUAUAAUGAGCUGGCCAUGCAUUUUGAUCGCUUAGUCCGCAAGCACAACCUUGGUCGAAUUCUUCAGCGUGCCAAGGCCCUGUUUGCUGAUUACCUUCAGAGUGAGGUGUGGGACUCAGAGGAAGGUGAUGAAGUCAGCUUGGAUUCACCAACCACAGCUGCAUCAUCACCACAAACAAUCCCCAAAAGUAGUUUUUCUAACCUGCAGUCCACAAUGGCCUCCCCACAAAACUCUACUUAUAAUCUGGCCACGACAAUCCCUUCCCCUACAACCCACAAUGAGCUCUCUAGCUCAUCCUCCUGAUGAAUUCUGUCUAAACAUGUUUCAUCCUGUAAUGAAUGCAAGUCAUAAUGUAUUCUAGUGUUCAUGAUAAGCUUUACUGGUUUUGUUUACAUGGCAAACCAAAGCUGGGCAAACGCUUCUUCUCUUAAUUAUCCUGACGGUAUUUGAUUUUUUUUGCACAGUAUACUUUUUAUACCUGUGUUGGCCUUUUAUAGUUUUUUUUUUUUUGCCCCCAAAAUUUUGCAUGCCACUCAUUGUACUGUACGUUACUUCUUGCACUUUAUUUUUUGUAAAUGUUAUGUUUUAUGUAAAUAAAAUCCCAAAAAAGUACAGCAUGAACAAUUGAAAACAAUGCUGGAUCGAUAUUUACCAUCCUGUAGACAUUGCCCUGGUCCAAUUAAUCUUCACUAUCCACUUAUGUUUAUUCAAGACUCCAUUGAGUAUUUUUGUUAUGUACAGCUAAAUAAUCCUCUUUUCCAGGCCUAGAUUUACUAUAUUCAGAUUGAUUAGAUUGCAUUUCCUGUUUCAAACAAGUCAAAUGUCUUGUGUGAUGUCCACUGGCACAGUUUUGGUUAACUGACGAUGAAUAUGUCUUGUGAAAAUGACCAUGCUUGCACUGAGACAGCAAAAGAAUUUAGUGGAUCUGAAUCAUUAAGAAUAUUUUUACAUGUGCUGUAUGUGCCUAUGGUUGUUCCAUUCAACAAGAGCACUGGCAAGUGUUUCAAUAGAUCACAAUUGUAUCAUUAGUUGUUCAACACCAUGGUUCUGAAGGUACAGCUCAAGUAGUAUUAUUAUCCAAAAAUGUCCAUUGAACCAGUUUUACCCACUCUUGUUUAAAAGUGCCUCAUUUCCUUGAACAUUUUUAAUUUAAUUUGCUGAACUUGCAGGAAUACGGUGGACAGAAAACGUCUACACAUCUCUUAAAAUGGCAAGUUUUUGUGAUGUAAAAAAAAAAUGAAAUCAAGAUAAAUAAUAUCAGAUAUUUUUCCCACCUUUAGUUGUUAUUGUUAUAUAACAGCCAAGUUUAAGUGAAUUAGUUAUGAAUCAGUUAUGAUUAAAGCAUGUUUUACUAGUAAUACAGUGCUCAGUCUUUUUGACACACUCCAUAUCGUGCAAUAUCAUGCUGCUAUUGAAAUGGAGGCUUGUAGAUUUUCUGCUGUUUUUUGUAUUGGCAUUAUCUUGACUAGAACACUAACCUAAGUUGGGGGGGGAGGGACAGCACUGUAGCACAAUGCUGCCACCACCAUGCUUCUCCAUGUGGAUGAUAUUCUUUGGUUGAUAAACCGUUGUUUUUUUUUGGUUUUUUUUGUAGCCAGCAUUCCUUUUGGUUCUAUCAUGGUUUCAUCACAUACUUUGUAGUUGAUUGUGUGUAGGUUUUGGGAAAAGGUAAAAUUUGUUUCAAAUUAUGGUUGGAUUAUUGUUAAUGAAGAAAUUCUGUUAUAUCCCUCUUAACCCCUUAUCAAUACAUUUUGACAAUAAUAUAUACUAUACCUGCUUUAGAAGCCAAGCAGUUUACCAAAUAAAGUUCAAUUGUUUCUGUAGGAUUUAUAUAUAUAAUUUAAAUUCAAUUGAACUUUAUUUGGGGCUAUUCUGGAUCACAUAGAUAGAGACAUCUGUUAUUCUGAGCAUAGUCAUAUGACCCAUCAUAAAAGGGUGUAUACACUACACGUAUGUGACCAGGUGACCAGAGGUUUCUUUAUCUUUCUAUUUUCGUUUCAUUUUUUUACAUCACGAAAUCUGACAUUUUGGUGCAUAGAGUUUUAAUAUGUUUAGUUUUUACAGAAUGUAAGUACAUUCUUGUUGUAUUGAAUUUAAGAUUCCAUACCUAACUUAACACCAAGUGUUCUUUUGUUUUCCUUUCUUCUUGGAAGUGCUGAAAUCCUUUCUAGACAUGGGCCAAAGGGAUUUUCUUUGAAAAUGCAAUCAUUGUGGGCCUUCUGUGUUUUAUUUAAAAUCUUUAUAGAACAUUAAAUUAUUCCCAUUGAGAGGUUUGCUGGACUGAAUACUAGCAAUACCUGUAUUUAUACAAAUAAAUUCAUCCAAGACCAA